AUGUUUUACAUGAAUUGCGUAUGUGUCCUGAAAGCUUGCUUUAGUAAAGUCAACGAAGGCCUUGGACAGUUAAACAGACCUACAACGAACGGUAACACUUUCGCGGAAACGCCAUCGUUAGAGAAGACUUUCCAAGAAAAACAAAGGUGCGCCCUGUUGAUCGUGAAAUUGAAAAAUUUGGAAGAGAAACAUCUAAGGAUCAGCGAUGUUGUCCAAGUGUUGAACGAAACGUUUUUCCUUCAUACUACAGGCUUGAUAGUUCUAACGUUCCUCGUCAUCACCUUUAAUUCGUACUUCUUCAUUCUUUGGUUGAAUGGAGGGUACAUACUGGAUAUGUCUACACAAUUUUGGUACAUACAGUUCCUCCCAAGCGUGCUUCAUUACACGGCAAAAUUUAUUAUGAUAAUUUGGACUUGCGAGACUGCGAAAAAUCGAGCCCUGGAAAUUGGGACAACCAUACACGACGUCCUCGGCGAUACUACUGACACGUUCGCACAGAACGAGUUGGAGCUGUUUGCUCUACAAGUUCUGCAUCGAGACAACACGCUCUCUGCAAAAGUAGUCACAAUGGACGCUGGCCUUCUCACACAGAUGGCAGGAGGCGUCGUGAUGUACCUCUUGAUAUUAUUCCAGUUCUUACAGAACUCCAUAGCCUGCAAUCAUCAAGAUUAA
This is a messenger RNA of Hylaeus volcanicus, 672 nucleotides long. RefSeq lists its product as uncharacterized. NCBI's taxonomy places the organism in Eukaryota, Metazoa, Arthropoda, Insecta, Hymenoptera, Colletidae. Gene Ontology annotation, cellular component: membrane. Gene Ontology annotation, biological process: sensory perception of taste. The transcript is spliced from 3 exons. The record is from RefSeq and is a predicted model, not a curated record. Bases 1 to 672 code for a protein of 223 amino acids.